AUGAAGGAUAAGGAAAAUAUAAGUAGUGAUUUUUGUUGUAAAAUGCCUGAAGAAUCAGCUUCCAGUCGUGAUGAAAUAAUAAUUGGUGGAAUUGAAGGAGGCGGUACCCAUUCAUCUCUGAUAAUAAUGGACGGCAAUGGAAAUCAACUUACACAUAUCAAAGGUCCCGGUACAAAUCAUUGGGGUUUGGGUAUGAAAGAAACUGCUACGAGAAUAAACAACAUGAUCCUGAGAGCGAAAGAAACUUUAAACAUCCCCGAAUCACGUCUGUUAGAUUGUGUUGGGUUGUGUUUGAGUGGCUGCGAGGAGCAAGAAACUAAUUGCAAAUUAAUUGAAACCUUGACAAAAGAAUUUCCGUAUGCCAGUAAAGACUACGUAAUUGGAUCAGACACGAUGGGAAGCUUGAAAACUGGUUCUGAUUCCGGAGGCAUAGUUCUUAUUGCGGGAACAGGAAGCAAUAGUUUGUUAAUUAAUUCAGACAAUACUACGCAUGGAUGUGGAGGCUGGGGUCAUAUGAUCGGUGAUGAAGGCGGAGCUUUCUGGAUUGCUCACAAAGCUUGUAAAUAUGUAUUUGAUGACAUGGAUGGCUUGCACAAAGCUCCACACUCUACAGCAUUCAUUUGGGCGGCUAUGAAAGCAUUUUUCCAUGUAAAUAGUCUCAACGAAAUGCUUCCACAUUUAUAUUCUAAUUUUGAUAAAAGUAAAUUUGCAAUGUUUACAAAAGAAAUUGUUGCGGGAUGCGAAAAAAAAGAUCCACUGUGCGAAACUUUGUUUACACAAACUGGACAGUAUCUUGCACGAUAUGUCAAUACGUUGGUCGCCAAAGCUCACAAUGAUGUAAAGACAGCCCCGGGAGGCUUAAAGGUCAUCUGCGUUGGGUCAGUUUGGAAGUCGUGGAAUUUUAUGGAAAAAGGUUUUACGAAAGAGAUCCAAGAAGGAUGGUUGGUUGAUGAAUUGACUUUAUUACGAUUGAAAGCACCUUCAGCGAUUGGCGCUUGUUACGUUGCGGGAGAAAAAAUAUCUUGUGAAAGUCUUGUUAAGACACAUGAUAAAAAUUCCGAGGGUUUUUUUCAUUUUAAACGAGGCACUGAACCGAAGAACGGAACACCUGUUGUGGCUAUUGACAAUAUUUACGAGGCUAUCAGUGUUGCUGCGUCAUAA
This is a messenger RNA of Cotesia congregata, 1161 nucleotides long. Lineage: Eukaryota; Metazoa; Arthropoda; Insecta; Hymenoptera; Braconidae. The record is from the annotation of a GenBank genome assembly.